Parus major (Great Tit) is the source of this 2064-nucleotide messenger RNA. RefSeq names its product protein ELYS-like. The transcript is spliced from 11 exons. NCBI's taxonomy places the organism in Eukaryota, Metazoa, Chordata, Aves, Passeriformes, Paridae. The coding region runs from base 123 to 1835 and encodes 570 amino acids. The record is from RefSeq and is a predicted model, not a curated record.
CUGCUGCGGGUGCCUGGCAGCAACAUGGCUGCUGCUUAGGCGGGCUGGGCCUCGCUGCAGGGAGCCGUGCUGCCUGGCAGACAGCACGGGGAUUGUCCGACUGGCCGCUCUGCCUAUGAAGAAUGCGAGACCUAACGGCUCAGGUAACGAGCAGUCUGCUGCAGUUUCCAGAGGUGACUGUUGAGGCACUUGGGGAAGAUGAGAUCACCCUAGACUCUGUGCUGUGUGGGAAGUUUUCUGGAGGCAGAAGUGGCCUGGCGUGGCUGGCGUGUGGUCCCCAGCUGGAGGUGGUGAACUCAGUGACAGGAGAGCGUCUCUCUGCGUAUCGCUUCAGCGGAGUGAACGAGCAGCCUCCCACUGUUCGUGUGGUGAAGGAGUUUUCUUGGCAGAAGAGGACUGGGCUCCUGGUUGGCUUGGAGGAAGCAGAGGGAAGUGUUCUCUGUCUGUACGACCUUGGGACCUCAAGAGUGGUUAAAGCAAUUGCUCUUUCAGGGAGGGUGACGGCCAUCGAACCCAUCAGCAACGACGGCGGAGCCAGCGUGAGCACCCGGCACCUGCAUCAGAGUCUGCGAUGGCUCUUUGGAGUGGCAGCAGUGGCCACAGACGUUGGCCAUGUCCUUCUGGUUGACCUUUGUUUGGAUGAUUUGUCUUGCAGUCAGAAUGAAGUAGAAGCAUCGGAUCUCGAAGUUGUCACUAGAAUUCCUGCUGAAGUUCCACAAAGAAGAGAAGCUGUGACCAGAGAAGGGAGGCAUCUCUGUUUUCAAUUACGAAGUCCUUCAGGAACAGCAGUAUCAACCCUGUGCUACAUAAGCAGAAGCAACCAGCUCGUUGUGGGUUUUUCUGAUGGCUACUUGUCACUGGGGAACAUGAAAACUUUGAAGAGGAAGCACUACACUCAGCUUGGAGGAGGAAGGAUUCCUGUCUGUGCUCUUACUUUUCAAGAGCCCGAGAGUGAUCUCCAAAAUUGUUGCUACUUAUGGGCUGCUCAGUCUACACAACAAAGUGAAGGGAAUGCUGUGAAUUUACAUCUGUUGCAGUUAGCAUUUGGUGACAGGAAAUGUCUGGCAUCAGGACAAGUCAUGUACGAGGGUUUUAAAUACUGUGUCAAACUCUUCAGUUUAGCUCUCUCUGGUGGAAUCUUUCCCUGGAAAGGGCAUACCAGCAAUACUAAAUUCCUCAGCUUUCAGACCAUAGAAAAAUUUCACAACCAUGCUGACAGAGAGGAUAGCGUUAAUGAAGUAAGAAACAAUGUCUUGUCUUUGACAGUAAUCUCUCCUGACACCAGUGUAUCGAUCUUCAGUUGGCAAGUGAAUACACAUGGUCAAGAAAAACCGUCUGUUUAUUUGGGUGUGUUUGACAUCAAUCGCUGGUAUCAUGCUCAAAUGCCAGACUCACUGAGGCCAGAAGAAUUCCUUCAUGAUUGCCCCUAUUUUGCACUGUGGUCACUGGAUCCUGUAAUAAGCAUGACUUCUCCAAACCUCAUUUUGGAUAUUCUGGUACACGAGCGUAGUCUAAGUCGGGGGGUUCCUCCUUCUUAUCCACCGCCUGAACAGUUUUUUAAUCCAAGCACCUAUAAUUUUGAUGUGACAUGCUUGCUCAACUCGGGAAUUGUUCACAUGACUUGCACCGGCUUCCAGAAGGAGGUGACUUUUUUUUUUACUGUAUUUCUGUUGGGACUGUCAAGAGAUGAACCUUUUCUAACUUUUCUCUUGCAGUGCUUUGAGUGUCAGAGACCACUUUAUGCUCACACUGCCUACUUACAUGCAUUUCCUGCCAGUUCCAUGCAAAUGAUACAGACUGUUGUAGGGAGGCAUGAGCAAGGAGUGAAUGGCUAGAAAGGAAUUGUUGUAGUAGGAAGAGAGAGUGUGGUGGAAGUGGGGGAAAGUGUCUACUUCUUUGUAUAGUGUGGAGUUAGGGUUUUGACCCCAGUGAAUUUGAGAAAGGAGGACAGCAUGGAGAGUGGGGAAAAAAGUGAUUAAACUGUUUAAGAAGAAAUGCAUGUUUUUUCUCUCAACCUUGGCCAAGGUAUAACUUCUGAGGCACUGCACAGCUUGUGACAAACCC